AUGUCUCUGACUGCCGAUCCACCAGCCUGCACCGUGCCAGCCGCCGGCGGAGCCUCCACGCACAAGCUCGUCAACGCGGGCACCGACAAGCUCAUCUUCAAGAUCAAGUCGUCGAACAACAACGAGUACCGCAUCACGCCCGUGUUCGGCUUCGUUGACCCGUCCGGCUCGAAGGACAUUAGCAUCACGCGCACCGCCGGACCGCCGAAGGAGGACAAGCUCGUGAUCCACUUCGCCCCGGCCCCGGCCGACGCGACCGACGCUCAGGCCGCGUUCGCCGCCAUCACUCCAGCCGGAACCGUCACCAUUCCGCUGUCGGCCACCGCCUAA
Molecule: messenger RNA, 330 nt
Organism: Caenorhabditis sp. 36 PRJEB53466
Lineage: Eukaryota; Metazoa; Nematoda; Chromadorea; Rhabditida; Rhabditidae
Source: the annotation of a GenBank genome assembly